AUGACGUCAUGGCUCACAACCUCUGCAGAGGAAAUAAGAAGGCAGCUUGAACAGCUGACCAGCAAGGGUGAAGAAAAACUGAAAAUCGAUGAUGUGGGCCUGGGAGCUCUCUUUGAGCAUGGGCAAGCGGUGCUUCGUGCCAGCGCGGAGAGCGCAGCAGAACAGGUCCAGCAAUCAGUGCAGCGUCUCGCGAGCGAGGCUGAUGAAGGCCUGCAAAGCGUUCGGGGCAGCUUUGCAGCUUCAAUUGGAGGGUGGGGUCAUCGAGCGGCUGCGGAUUUGCAGUCCAGCGAUUUGAUCAACUUGUACGCCAGCGAAUUAGACUCCUUCACGAGCAGCUUCAUCGAAGGUGACGGAGACACACAAACAGCCGCCACAGCUGCUCAAACUUUGUCGGUGUGGAAUCAACGGCUGCAGAGUGACUAUGACAGUGAAGGACAGCGACUUGCAGCUCCGGGGCUACGUGGUCUUUUGCAUACAGAAUGUUUGCACACGGUUCUGCGCACCUUGACCUCAGGUGGGCGCCGCCGUCCACUCCUGGGCCGUGCAGCAGCAGUUGCAGCUGAGCAGGCUGAUGGAUCCCCUCGACGUCGAGCUUCAAGCACAGCAGAGGUGUUGGAGAGCAAACCCAUCGACUCAAACCACGUUCCUUCUGAAGCUGUUGUCGGAGAGCAGCUUGCGCAUUUGAUGUUGCGAGCAUCAGAAGCUCCUGAGGCUUUGAUCGCGCAACUGCUCACCUUGCUGGCGGAAGCAGCAGAGGCAGCUGAUCGAUGCGGAGGAGCUUUGUCUGAGGAAAAGAACCCCGCAGAGGAGGACGUGGGCUGGGUUGUGAACCUGGUUUUGGCUACUCUGGCAGAGAAAAGCGAGGCUGAUGCCUUGGCCUCGCAACGUUUGAGCGAAGCUUUGCGGUCAGCGUUGGACAACUUUUCCAAGGCUUCUGAGCUUUGUGAUAAGUCCAGUACGCCACAACAUCUCGCGACCAGCAAAGCUGCGCCGUUUGCCGGUGGUGGUCGGCCAGACAUAGGUAGCAACGUUUGGGCUUGCUGGCCUGUAGAUGGCCACUGGUAUCGUGCCAAAGUUCGAGGCUUCGCACCUCGGGACCGCGUGCGGGUAUCCUGGUGCUGCAAGGAGGAAGGACAAGAAGGACACGAAUGCGUUCCUUGCGUGGAGAUUUCUGAUGUUGAUGCCGAGCUCUUCAACGAAUUGAGCAGCUCUUCUGUGAUGCGCGUCGAUGCAAGUAUUCGGCGGCCUCCAGCCGUUUUGGCACAGGUGCCUCCAGAGAAUGUGUGGGCACAGGCCCUGCAGAAGGUCGAAACUCACGGCAGGAAUUUCCAAGAGCUGCGGUGCAUAGGAAAGCAGUUGGACUUUCAUCUGGACUGGGCCAACACUGUUUCUGGCGAUGCAGACGCCAAAGAGGAAGAAGAACCAUCAGUCUGGCGCUACGUGCCAGAUGAUGGCUGCCAUAUAGACAUUCGGUCAGUUCCUGCAAUUGCUGGCAGCAGGACUCAUGAGCGCCUUAUAGCUGGAGAGGUUUUUCGGGUCUCUGAGACGUUUGAGGGCGCUGAUGGCACCCUCUACCUGAAGCUCGCAGAUGGCCGGGGCUGGGUGUUUGAGAGCAAAGCUGGAAUUGGAACUCUGUGCGUACGGUGUCAGUCCGAUAGUGAGUCGGAGGGGCAUUCUGAGGAACUCAGCGAGACUGACCAUCCGUUCAAAGUGCUUAUGGCAGAUGGCUCCAAAGAAGCAGCAGCUGCUGCGGAAAGUGUUGUUGCAGCAGGUUGGUGGGCUGUGGUUGGAAAGGAGCACUCACUGCUCUUGCAGCUGGAGGACCCUGCAUGUGUUUCGCAUAUCGGCCUGUGGUGCGCCAAUGUGGGGGCAACACCAUUGGAGAUUGAGAUUUCUGAUGCUCGGCCACACUUUCCUGACCUUUGCUUUGCUGAGGAACCAAAUGAUGUUGACCUUCAGAUUGAGCAAAAAGACCCUGUGGUUCACAAGGUGGAUGCGGGGUGUGGCAAGAGCGAGGACGAAUGUCACUUCUUUGACAUCAAAGACUCGUGCAACACAUAUGCCAUCAAAAACUUGCUGCUGAAGUUCAGGGGCAUCCACAACAGCCAUUAUAUUGGGGUCAACCGCUUGCGAAUCUUUCACGAGGAGACUGAGAUCAAGUAUCAAAUCGUGGCAGCAGAUUCGAGCAAUUCAGAGAAUGUGACCAAGACAGGUGGUUGGUGGGCGACUACUGGGCAGGAGCAUUUCUUGGCUUUGGAGUUUGAAAAAGCAACACCGAUCACAUCCAUUGGCCUUUGGUGUGCCAAUGCGGGUGCAACCCCGAAGGAGCUACAUGUAGUCAGUGAUAUGGCCUGGGUUGAAGAUUUGACAAGUCUCCUGGAAAGCUUGGCCAAUGACACAUCACGCUCUUUAGGGAAGAAUGCCCUGGACAUGAUCGAAAGAAAUUCAGGCCUUUUGGUCGGCCUUGCUCAGGGGAAUGAGCGCCUCCGAUGGGCACUCAUGGUGCAAGUCUUGGCCGGCGAAGCUCCAAAAUUUCCCAUCAAACAGAGCGAUGCUUUGGGCCGACUCCAAGCUCGUCUCUUCUGCGAGACUGAGUUGCAGGGUGGCAGCCUGAGUCAAAAGUCAAAAGGUAUCACGGGUUUGGGCUGGCAGGCGUUUCCGACAGGGAAGAUGCCUUCGCUGGAGGAGACAUCUGUGGAGGUGGAGUCGCGGUUGCUUUGGCCUUCCAAAGACCAUGGUCCAGAAUGGUUGGGGACUGGCCUGUAUGUGCCACCUGGCGGCAAAAUUUGCGUUAGUUCUGGUGGCGACAUAAAGGGUUGGUCAGUGAGGAUCGGUGCACAUACUGAUGAUAUCAGUGGUAGAGAUGUUUGGCAGCGAUGGCCACGAGUUAGCUCCCUUGUGCCUCUGACCGGCUCAUCACAGAUAUCUAUGUACACCCCCUUCGGUGGCAACGUCUACCUGGUGCGUUGCAGCAAGGCGUCGAAGGAUUUGAAGGCGACCUUCUCUGGGAACUUGGUGCAGCAGCCUGCCGUAAGCAUUGAGAAAGGAGUCCAUGUGGAUCUCAAAAGCCCCGGUGGAUGGGUAGACUGUGAAGGUCGAAAAGUGAUACUGACCCUGCCAGUUCAUGCAGUGCGCACUGCCAUGGAAGCUGGAGCAGAUAUUGUGGGGGCACUAGACUUCUAUGACAGGCUUUGGGCUUGUUACCAUGAGUUGAGCCCUCACACUGAUCCAAGACCGCAACGAAUUGUCCCAGACAUUGAAAUCUCGGUGGGCUUCAUGCAUUCAGGAUAUCCGGUCAUGACACACUUCGAGGGUGUGCUGGACACGAGUGAAGCCUACCCCAUUCCCAAGGUCUUGGAUGUAGCCCGUCUCAAGAAGGAGGGAAGCUGGGGUCUUUUCCAUGAGCUGGGCCACAACAUGCAGAGGAAAUCUUGGACAUUCAAAGGAACCGUCGAGGUCACUGUGAAUCUUUUUACCCUUUGGGGCAUUGAGAAGUUGUGCGACCCCAUGGAGAAACCGCACCGCAGCUACAGCACGGAGAUGCCUAUGGACUUUGUCGCAUCAGGAUCUCCAAGAGCCAAGUGGGACAAUGACCCCUUCCUGGCACUGCGGACGUAUGCCCAGGUCAUUUCCACCUUUGGUUGGAAGGCACUUCAAGCGACAUUCAAGCGUUAUGCUGAAGAAGGUGAGGUGCCUCGAGACUAUGCCAAACAAGUGAGUUCAUUCGUGCACACUUGGUCCAUUGAACUUGGACGUGACAUUCGGCCUCAUUGGCGACACUGGGGCUUCUAUGAAGAGUUGAAAGAUGCAGAUCCGGAGCUGGACAAGUUGGAGCCCUGGAGUUUUGCAGAACGGGCAGAGACCCUUGGCAGCUUUGCUGCAGAUUGUGAGGAGGAAGUGAAGACGUUUGAGGACCAGAUCUCGUCUAGUACUGCUGCCAUGGCAGGAGAACUUGAGGCUUUGCACCGAGAGAGGGCUCUCACUGCGCGCCGCGCCGAUGGCCUGCGCAUGCGAAGAGAAGAGCUGCUGGUGCAGCUUCGCUUGGUGGAGGAAGAGAUACAAGAGGUGGAAUCUGCUGAUGCAGAGCUUAAUCGCAGAGAGUCUCAGCUCAAGAACAGCAUGGCUCGGGUUUCCAAAGAACUGGCCGAGCAGCUUGAAACGUCUCAGGAGAAUGGCCUGGUGGCCGCAUGCAGACAACGGGUCCUUCUUUCCACCAUCGAAGCCUCCAAGUCUGUGGCCGAACAGAUCACUCAACGAGCUGCGGUUGCUGCCAAUGCGGUCCAAGGCCGUAAAAGGCUGAGCGGCCAACAAAAGAAGGUGACUUCUGCCCUGCUGGAAAGUGACAGAGCAAGAUACCACGAACUACAAGAGAUGAUCUCCAGCUGGCAAGAGCUGAUUUGGGGUCCUGGCAGUGGCAUUCUGGUUGCCAACCCCUCGGCUUCGGUGGCCCUUCAUGCAGCCCAUUUGCAGGCAGUUAGCCUUGUUGAGGACUCGCAACGUGAAGCUGAAGAGCCCCUUGGCCAUGUGCGGUAA
Cladocopium goreaui is the source of this 4533-nucleotide messenger RNA. The record is from the annotation of a GenBank genome assembly. Lineage: Eukaryota; Dinophyceae; Suessiales; Symbiodiniaceae.